AUGGUAGAAACAGCAACAUUUUCUCUUGGUUGUUUUUGGGAUCCCGAUGCUCGAUUCGGAGUAUUAGAUGGUGUUUUAGUAACUCGAGUUGGUUAUUGUGGUGGUACACAUCCGACAACACCUACCUAUCGAACGAUUGGUGAUUACACGGAAAGUGUACAAAUUGAUUUUGAUUCAACACGUAUAUCUUUUACUCAAUUACUUACUUAUUUUAAUCAAUGGCAUACUCCAAAUACUUCGACGACACGUAGCCAAUAUGCAGCGGCAAUUUUCUUUCAUAAUGAACAACAACAACGAGAAGUAAAUGAAAUGAACAUAGAGAAUGUACGUGUGGAUAGAUUUAAUAAAUUUUAUGAAGCAGAAGAAUAUCAUCAAAAAUAUAAUUUAAAAUGGACAAUAAUGGAAACUGAUAUAUUCGGUAAAAAAGAGGAAUGGAUAAAUAAAGAUAAACAAAUGAUUACUAAAUUGAAUGGAUUUCUUGCUGGUUAUGGAACAAACGAACAAUUUCAACAAUGGGAUAAACGUCGAGAAUUGACUAUAAAACAACAAAAUUAUAUUAAAAAUGAACAUAGACAAUGA
This is a messenger RNA of Rotaria sordida, 579 nucleotides long. The record is from the annotation of a GenBank genome assembly. Lineage: Eukaryota; Metazoa; Rotifera; Eurotatoria; Philodinida; Philodinidae.